UUGAUUAUGCCCUUAAGCAAACCCACCUCCGUCCUCCCAGCUCCCUCCUCUUCUCUUCUCUUCUCUAACGACUUUCCCACUUCUUCCCACCGUCUCCACCAUUCCUACCUCCCUCUUAUAGCUAUCCAUCAAUAUAUAACACUGGCUAUCUCGCAUGCAUCGUUCUCGUUAGAGAGGUUUGGGUUGCCGAUCGAGCAUGGAGACCGAAGGGAGUGUUGCUGUCGCCGGGAGAGCUGAGAUUGACACCAGCAAACCGUUUCAGUCCGUGAAGGAGGCCGUCGUGCUCUUCGGAGAAAGGGUCUUGGCCGGCGAGGUCUACGCCAACCGGCUUAAUGAGAUUCGAGCUGCAGCAAGCAGGAAUGUGCAUGGAGCCUCGCAACUGGGAUCUAUAAUGGCGGAGCUAGAAGAAACAAAGCAAAACCUCGAGCAGGCACGUCAAGAAAGCCUAAAGAUGGCGAGCUGCCUCACCUACCUUAGGGAAGAGCUCGAACAGACCAAGAUGGAGCUCAAGCAAUUGCAAGCUAGAGAAUCUGAGAAAAACGUCAUAGAUUCGGAGGCUGAUGAGGACCUAAAGUUUGUUGAGAAUGCAACAGAGAUUGAAAUUGAGACGCCGAUGAUGAACGAAGGGUGGGAGUUCCAAAAGAAGAGGUAUGUUACGUUCGCCAACCCUCCAUCCCUGGCCCAAGUCAUAAACACAGAAGAGCAAGCGUUGGAAGGGCAGGUUUCCGUGGAGAAGGAAACAGUGCCAAUGAAGAAGAAGAAGAAGCCAUUGAUCCCAUUGAUAAGAGCAUUUUUCGCUAAGAAGAGGAGUUAUGAAGAGGGCUCAUCACCUAAAGUUCGAGGUCCAUAAGAAAAUGUUGAAAGGGAUUCCAUAUAUAUCCAUAUCUGUGCCUAGAUAUUCGGAGGAUAGCUUCAUUUUUUUUUUCCGCAAAUUUUUCUGUCAUAUAUUUGCAGUGUCAUAUAAUUGCAGUGGGUCUUAUCAUGUUAUUGACUAUAAUAUAUCGAAAACAUACGAAAUAAACAAGGAUCUGUUCAUCAUUCAA
Molecule: messenger RNA, 1043 nt
Organism: Phoenix dactylifera (date palm)
Lineage: Eukaryota; Viridiplantae; Streptophyta; Magnoliopsida; Arecales; Arecaceae
Product: WEB family protein At3g51220-like
Biological process (GO): chloroplast avoidance movement; chloroplast accumulation movement
Cellular component (GO): cytosol
Source: RefSeq, a predicted model, not a curated record